AUGUCCUCAUCAAGAUCCCCCGCCCUUUGUUCAACUCCCCCUCGCGCACCUCCUGUUAAAUACGCUGCACCCCAUGGAACACGCUGGGAAAAAGAGAAAGCUGCUGCUGGAGGGACUAAUGCUUUUGACCUUCCUACAGACCCUAAAUUCAUCGGGCCAUGGAUCAUUGGUGAAUGCAUCGGGAAAGGUGCUUCAGGUCGUGUCAAGAUCGCAAAACAUCGUGUUACUGGUCAACUCGCUGCUGUCAAGAUACUCCCAUUGGCUCCUCUUGUCAACUCUCGUAUCAAUGCUACCGCGGAACAACAAGCUAAAACGGAAAAACAGCGUCUUGGAAUUGAUAGGGAAAUCACCAUGAUGAAGUUGAUGAAUCACCCUAACAUCUUGCGCAUAUACGAUGUAUACGAAGGCACCAAGGAGCUCUAUCUUGUUCUAGAAUACGUUGAAGGGGGGGAACUCUUUGACUUUCUUGUCAAUCGCGGCAAACUUUCACCUGCAGAUGCUCAGGCUUUCUUCAAACAAAUAAUCCUAGGUCUCAACUAUGCACAUACGUUCUCUAUCAUCCAUCGUGACCUCAAGCCCGAAAACAUUCUCAUCGCCUCUCUUGAUCCUCCGCUCAUUAAAAUUGCUGACUGGGGUAUGGCAGCAUUCGCUCCCCCGACAUUACAACUGGAGACCAGCUGUGGCUCACCGCAUUACGCGUCACCAGAAAUUGUUAACGGAGAGAGAUAUCAGGGUAAUGCUACGGAUAUCUGGAGUUGUGGGGUGAUCCUUUUUGCCUUGUUAACGGGAAGAUUACCGUUCGACGACAAGAACGUCAAGGCUUUGCUGGCCAAGGUGAAGGUCGGAAAGUACGAGCUGCCACCGUGGGUAGAUCCAAUGGCCCGAGAUCUUUUACAGAAGAUGUUGGUGGUCGACUCGAAGAAGCGAAUCAUGAUCCCGGAUAUUCUCCUUCAUCCUUGGUUGACUGCGGCGUUUCCACCUGCUCGUACCAGCUCUGCACCCUUUCCGAAUCCGAUAUACCCCCCUUCACCAAGUACUCUCGCGCGUCCCAUAGCAUCGCCGUCCCUAAUCGACCCGGUCAUCUUCGCUUCGCUCUGUGUCAUAUGGGGCCGACACACCGACAAGGAUGGCGGAAACAUUCGAAAAGACUUACUCUCUCCAGAAGGUGAAGGGACCCACGCCAAAGCAUUCUAUUUCCUGCUAGGCAAGUUUAGGGAGGAGCAAGAAGAGGAGCGUGAUGCGAAGGAAGGGACGGCCAACGAUCAAGAGAACUGCGAUACCAAGGGAGCGAGCAAGGGCCUGGGGGAAUCUCUGACGUUCAACCUAGGAUGGGAGUUGCCCGCUGAGACUGUUAGACAUUCUCAACACCCGAGACUGAGGUCUUGCAGCGCUCAAUCCCCGUGCAAUUCGAGAUUCUUGGAGUCUAAGUCCCCGACCGCUGUUGUGCAGACGUCCCUUACACAAAGGAAAGCUUCGUUUGAAGUGAAUAACGUCCCCUCGGCCCAUAGGAGGGGUUCCACCCACUCCAGUUCAAACUCGGCAGGAUCCCCUCCAGCUAGUGGUGCCACCAGGGAGGCGACGUCUUCCACAGCUGUACGGUCGGCUCAUCCGCAACUGCAGCGUGCGAAGACACACUGGCCCAGACAACGAAACGGCGAUGCAACCGCCUCCACACAACCCUUAGGAGGAGCGUCAACGGCAGCAAUAAUCUCUGACAAAGCGGUGACAGCCUCGAAUCGGCCGAUCAACCAGUCAAUGGCAUUGCCUUGCCCUGCCAUGAACGACGAGCCGCCUCGUCUCCCUCUUCUUACGGAGUUGGAACCUCAGGAAGUUCGUGGCCGAGCAGUGUCCGUGGUUGCCGCUGCUGGUAAACCCUGUGUACUCAGCAAGGACCUGGAAAGUGCAAACGGUGAGGCAUAUUGGAAUUCAUGUCUCGAUUCCUCGGAGAACAAACCGGAGUCCAAGUCUCGCAAUCGCGCGACCUCGCUUGCCGCAGGGAAUAGAGAGAUGUCUUUGCCCCUCGAGACACUAAAUGAAGUCCAGCAACCGCCUAGAUCUCGAGCACCUUCACUUGUGCACUCUGCUGAUAAGGAGAACGCAAGGACGAGUGGGAACAACAAGAAUGGAAAAGUGGAGGAUGCGAGCUUUAACGCAGUCCGAAGAAGUUUGGCACUGUCCAAAAAGACAAAGCUUAGGCCUCCCCCGCUCGACUUUCCUUUCCCUACUCUGGCUCGCAAACGCUCCACAAUCGAAGUUGCUCCAUCGAAUCAACCACUUCCCUUGGGCUCGAGAAGUCAACAAGUUGCGGGAGGGUCCCAGAACCAAUAUCAGAGCCUAUACAAUCAAUUUAACUGCACACCCACGGCCUCGACUUCUAAAAGCCCCCUGAUAUCGCCGAAGUUCCCACCUCUGUCUUUCUCUCCUAUAACUGGACCAGGGUCACCAAAAACACCAGGAUGGCUGUCAAAUCUCUUCAGUGGAUGGAAGCUGUCUUCCGGUGAAGAGGAGAUGAGAAUGUCCUCCUUUGGAGAUGUUCAACGGACGAAGGCAGAUAUUGUCGAUUUGUUAGAGCAAAUGGGUGUCGAUAUUCAGAUCGCUGCAGGUUCUGGUGCCCAGCAAUAUGUCGUGCUGAAAUGCGGGUAUCGCGAAAGAGUAGUGGGUGAGGAUACAUUGCCAGUAGAAGAGGGAAUGGGCAACUUGAAGCCUGCUCGGUUUAGGGUUGAAAUCUUUACCCGAUCUUCUGUUGCGUCCUACCAGUUCUUAAGUCCCCCGAUCAGCCCGCUUCUCAGCCCUCCCCUUGGCUGCGCAAGCACCAGGACGUCCUGCGAUGCACCCUCGGCUUCAAAUGCUUCUAGCCCGGUAACAGGGUCCUACUUCCUGCAAGGCGCUGGCCCAAGGUCGCGGAGUACCACAUCGCCAUUGCCAAGUCCUAUGUUGAACUCCAAACUUUGGGGCGUCAACGACGUUACGGACGGGAAUCCACCUACAGUUGUGGUCAUGAGGCAUGAGAAGGGAUCCAAUGUCACGUCGAGAGUUGUGUGGAGGAAGAUUCGGGACGCGCUGUACGGGUCUGUCAGUCAUGGUAUCCCAGGAUUAAACACUGGAUGGACUCCUAGCCCUGGAUGGGUUGUCGUUGACGGAGGAAAGGCUUAGUUCGAUUGUUCAGAGGAAGGCGAAGAUAUUACAGCUACCGUAGCUCGUUCUGUAUUUCUAUUUCAUAGAUUUGUACUUCCGAUAUAAUGUCCAAAUACCUAUGGCACUCUCACACCGCUACUUGUAUGUAUAUUCACACUAUACUCAGUAAACUAAAACUGAUCUCACUGGGACGAUAGACCAAUAAACGUAGUGUUCAAAAUUCAAUCAACACCUUCAUCGCAUUAUGCUUCGCUGCCGCUGCAAAUGUUUUAUAGGCGUUCUCCAUAUCCUUGAAUUCGAAGGUAUGAGUGACGAGACCUGUAGUGUUCAGUUUACCUGCAUCCAGCAACUUGAUAAGCAUAGGUGUAGUCGUAGCAUCGACAACCCGUGUUCUUAGGG
This is a messenger RNA of Marasmius oreades (fairy-ring Marasmius), 3534 nucleotides long. RefSeq lists its product as uncharacterized. The record is from RefSeq and is a predicted model, not a curated record. Gene Ontology annotation, cellular component: cytoplasm. Gene Ontology annotation, biological process: protein phosphorylation; intracellular signal transduction. Bases 1 to 3153 code for a protein of 1050 amino acids. NCBI's taxonomy places the organism in Eukaryota, Fungi, Basidiomycota, Agaricomycetes, Agaricales, Marasmiaceae. Gene Ontology annotation, molecular function: protein serine/threonine kinase activity; ATP binding. The transcript has 3 exons.